ACAUCUAAAGCCCUAAUCUCUCUCUUUUCUCCACUCUUCACUGGGCUCUUCUUCUUCUCUUCUUUCCUCCAUCUUUGCAUCCAUUCUUGGAGUUCUGCUCUGCUCAGAGAUUUCACUCUCAUAUCAAUCUUGUUAAUCUUCUCCAAAGAUGGCUGCAUCUUCUUCUCCUCGGUUGGUUCGUGUAGUGGGUCGUUCAUUGUUCAGUGGCCUCUGCAACAAUGCUGAUGGUUUAAUGAGAUCAACACACGAGAUGAUGUGCAAUCAUUUGUUAUUCCUGCAACAAAGAACUUUCAUACAAAUGAGGACGAGUCUGAAAGUGGUAGAUAAUUCAGGUGCAAAGAGAGUGGCGUGCAUCCAAGCACUGAAGGGAAAGAAAGGAGCAAGAUUAGGAGACACAAUAGUUUGCUCCGUGAAGGAAGCUCAGCCAGGUGGGAAGGUGAAGAAAGGAGAAGUGCAUUAUGGUGUUGUUGUUCGUGCUGCUAUGCCAAGAGGCCGCUGUGAUGGGAGCGAAGUAAAGUUUGAUGACAAUGCUGUGGUACUCAUCAACAAGCAUGGUGAACCCAUUGGAACCAGAGUUUUUGGUCCAGUACCCCAUGAGUUGAGGAAAAAGAAGCAUGUUAAGAUUCUUAGUCUUGCAGAGCAUAUCGCCUAAAGUCGCAGCCUCUUGGUUUUGUUAGGUACCUCUACUGGUGAUUAUCCGGUCGCAUGGAAGACAGUUUUGCAUUAAUUGUAUUUGUGGGAACCUGUUGUUGUUCACAAGCUGCAGAAGAUGUUUCUUUUUAUCAUCAUAAACGUUUUGACUUGUACAUAUAAUUGUUGGCGCACAAGGCAUAGUGCUCAAGGCGCAGUGUCCACCAACUGACUUAAAUACAUCACUAACCCAAUUGUUGGACUCUUUAUUGUCAUUCUUGGAGUGAUGAGC
Solanum dulcamara is the source of this 922-nucleotide messenger RNA. RefSeq names its product 50S ribosomal protein HLP, mitochondrial-like. The record is from RefSeq and is a predicted model, not a curated record. Gene Ontology annotation, molecular function: structural constituent of ribosome; large ribosomal subunit rRNA binding. The coding region runs from base 149 to 652 and encodes 167 amino acids. The transcript has 4 exons. Gene Ontology annotation, cellular component: ribosome; mitochondrial large ribosomal subunit. Lineage: Eukaryota; Viridiplantae; Streptophyta; Magnoliopsida; Solanales; Solanaceae. Gene Ontology annotation, biological process: translation.